GUUUGAAACCAUAUCUGUAUUUCAUUUGUCGUUUGAUUUCCGUUGCACUCCGUCGAGUUAAAAGAAAUUUGUGACAACUCAAACGUUCACUGUACUUACGUUAACCUGUUGCCGUUUACAGCGUCGUUGGGAAUUGUAGUUCUUUACCGAAAACGGAAACGUUUCAUGCCUCCGUCAUCAUUAGUCGGCCAUGCAGUAGCGACUAGCAACAUCUCGCAACAGAGAAAGCUUGGUAUGGCGCAGGUGAGGACAGAGGACAACUUAGUUGAGGAGUACCUGGCCCAGAACCGAGAGGUUGCCCAGUGGGUCGACACGUUAAGGGGCUACUGUGAGAACAACAAACAGUGGUUGGCUCGCAGAGAGUUCAUCCUGAAAAACAUGGAUGCAUACCCUACAGUGCAACCAGGAGUCUCCAACAGCAGUCUGGACAGGCUGCUGUCCCUCUCCAUGGUCUGGGCUAACCAUGUUUUCCUCGGCUGCAGCUAUCCAGAGGCUGUGAUGGACAAGAUCAAGGAGAUGGGUGAAGGAAUAAUUGUUCAAGAUGCUCCAGUUCAUAAAACAACACGCAAAGAAAAGUGCAGCGCCGAAUUAGGAGCUCCCGAUGACAGCUGUGGAAAAAGAAACCGAUACGCUCCUAAUGAGCCCGACAGUCGACCAGCCGGGAAAACAUCCGCUCGACCGAUGAGUCAGAAAUCGGGGCCGGCUCUGCAGGCUCCAGCAGAGCACCAGCCUUUCUUCAACCGCCUCUACAAGGCCGUGGCCUGGAAGUUGGUGUCGGCGGGGGGGUUCGGCCCCAACCUGGACCAUUUCGAAAUACUUGGUAGCUGCGUGGAGUCAUGCAAGCGGACCCUGACGUGCGUCUUCGUGCCACUCAAGGACAUCACCGGCCUCCCUGCAGGUCGCACACAGAAGGAAGGCCACGUGUGUGAAAUUCGCUGUCAGACUGUCUACAUGGGCACAGGCUACGGGCGUGAUGAAGCUGCUGCCAGAGCCAUGGCUUCCAAAGAGGCCUUGAAAGUGUUUCAAGGGAGGAAAGUGACAGUAAAGAUCGGCAGACGGCGGUACAAAGGGAGGGAUGUGGAGGAUUUAAUGUUGCUGGAUGAGCAGCCUCGGAGUCAGGGCUUCCCCCCCGCGCUCAGCUACCCUUUUCAGGACGAGUGUGCGGGGGAUGCUUCUUUGUAGCUCGGACCAUUUUGGGAUGUCGAACCUGCUGGAAUGGAACAUUAGCAUUUAGUGAAUGGCGCACUGAAGAAAGACACAUUGGUUUGGGGACCACACCCACGUGCAGCUUCAUAUCUCACAUAAACUUGGAUCUCAUUGUACAAUUACAAUGAAUUUAUAUCAUCAAGAGCAGCCCAGUUCACGUUUUACAAAUAUUUUAUGCACUUUUUGGAGCCAGGCGCAGAUCACGCGUUGAGAGCCCUCCUCUCCUCAAGUUACCAACUUGCUUUCUUGUGAUAAGGAGCCUUUCUCACAGUAGCAGCUUUACAACUAACAAAUAUUUAUGUUCUGAAAAUUAUAAAAUUAAUUGUAUGGUCCAUGGUAUUCCUAGCCCCCCCCCCAAUCUAUGUUUUAUUUAUAUAUAAAAAACCAUCAGGCUGCAGUGAAAUGCAAGUGUUGACCUGGUCAGUUUCGACUUCUUCUCAUAGCACACCAAGCACAAUGUCUUCCUGGCCAAGUUUGCUUUAAAAAUGACUCAAAAAAGGAUUAUGACUAAUCACGAUAGUUGGACCUUUUCCUCCUUUCUGUAAGGUAAUUGUAACUUGUUGGUCUGCAUUGAAGUUUGACUGUUAGAUAUCUGACAUCAAAAUUUGCAUCACACACUACUCAUGGUUUUAUUUCAUGGGUUUGAACUUAUUUUAAGCAUAUGAAUUUGCUCAGAUUCUUGAAAGUACGCCACACACACUGUUUGUAUGGUGUACCCUCAUACGUAUUGCUUGCUCAUCAUUAUUGUAAUUCUGCAAAGACUUGUUUCAAUUUGAUUGUUAGUUGAGUCAGAAUGUGAAGGUUAAAUGCUCUGCUGUGUGACGUUUGUGUUUGUGCAGUCUGGAAUGAAAUUGAACCACAGCAGUUCUGUGUUACUGUAAGUUUACAGCAGAGCUUUAUUCCUCGUUUUCAUUUUGAAUUAAAGUUGCAAACUCAA
Molecule: messenger RNA, 2143 nt
Organism: Phycodurus eques (leafy seadragon)
Lineage: Eukaryota; Metazoa; Chordata; Actinopteri; Syngnathiformes; Syngnathidae
Gene: cdkn2aip
Product: CDKN2A interacting protein
Exons: 4
Coding region: 166-1182 (338 amino acids)
Cellular component (GO): nucleoplasm; nucleolus
Source: RefSeq, a predicted model, not a curated record